AUGGAUGCAAUGAUUGUCUCCAUUCAUUCAGCUGAAGAAAAUCGAGUCGUUGAUCAGCUACUACACACACAAAAGACGAUGAACAAUGGAGCCACUGAUUGUGUUUUGCUGGGAGCAGUUAAAAAUGGCCCAGGAAAAACCGAUUAUGCUUGGUACGACGGGACACCGUGGAACUACACAAAUUGGAGAGAAGAAGGAGUUCUAAACAGUGGAUCGUGUCUGAUUAUAUUUCCCGAUUUAUGGGAUGCCCCUUCACUUCCCCCUUUAUAUUACUUACAUCGAUGGGAUGUCUAUCCAUGUGAAACGACUUUCCGAGCAACUCUAUGCAAGAAACGUGCUAAAUAC
Molecule: messenger RNA, 345 nt
Organism: Mesorhabditis belari
Lineage: Eukaryota; Metazoa; Nematoda; Chromadorea; Rhabditida; Rhabditidae
Source: the annotation of a GenBank genome assembly